Molecule: messenger RNA, 1044 nt
Organism: Pedinophyceae sp. YPF-701
Lineage: Eukaryota; Viridiplantae; Chlorophyta; Pedinophyceae
Source: the annotation of a GenBank genome assembly
AUGGAGAGUCGCGCCCUCACGGGGACUCGCGUCGAGUGCGUCGCCUGCGGUCCGGUGGACGCCGGUGUACGAAAGCCCGAGCGCGCGGAAUCUCCGUGCCGGGGAGCUCGCACGUCGCGCCGCCCUCCCAGCAAGGAGUGCACGGAGUGCGGCGCUCGGGUGCCGCCCAACUCCAACGCGUGUCCGCACGGACACUCGUUCAGCAACCGGAGGGGCGAGGCCGGGUUCACCCCGCAGGCGCGGAAGGCCCUUGCGCUCGCUCGCAAGCUCAAGGCGCAGGCGCAGUACUACGUGCAGUGGCGCGGCGGCGAUGAGCGGUACCGGGGGGACGACGACCAGCACGUCGUGUGGGCGUGCCAGCUGCAGAGCUCUACCUGCAAACAGCCCGGUUGCGACGUCCACGUCGUCGUCGGCGGCCCCUACUGCCAGGAGCACGCUCGGACCGUGCUCGGCGUGGACAUCGUCGAGUGCGAGCACGGCCUGGGCCUGGUGGCUGCGCGCGACUUCCGGCGGGGGGAGUUCGUCUGCCCUUACGAGGGCGACCUCAUGAGCCGCGCGCAGAUGGACCAGAGGUACGAGGACACGGUCGCCGGCGACGAGGGGGAUGCCCCCUACUGCAUCCACCUGGGAGGCGACGCGUUCUUCGACGCGGCCCGGUCCAGGUCGAUCGGAAGCCUCGCCAACCAUGCCGCCGGCGAGGCGGCGAACUGCAAGUGCUUCGUCCCGAGGCGCGGGAGGAAGACGCGGACGGGAGCGACCCCGGCGUGGACCGGCGUGGGCCUGAGGGCCCUGCGACCGAUCGCGUGCGGGACCCCGAUCACGUGGGAUUACGGGACGGAGUACGUCAUGCCCGGCGACCGCGACGGCAGCGGGCCCGGCAGCGCGCUGCAUCACUGCACGCUGCCGGGUCUGCUGCCCGCCAGCCUGCGCAAGUGUGCCGCGGACGCGAACCCCGCCGCAGCCGCCCGCGGCCCGACCGAGCAGGCGCGGCGGGAGAGCCUCCGAGGCGGCGCAAGGAAGCCGCCCCUCCGCCUGAACCUGUGA